Molecule: messenger RNA, 1098 nt
Organism: Ophidiomyces ophidiicola
Lineage: Eukaryota; Fungi; Ascomycota; Eurotiomycetes; Onygenales; Onygenaceae
Exons: 4
Coding region: 1-1098 (365 amino acids)
Source: RefSeq, a predicted model, not a curated record
AUGGAUCAAAGAAUCGAUGAUGCCAUGGUAGAUGUUAUCACCAAGAUGAACGGCAUCACAGAGCAUCUUCGAGUUCAUAAUUUUGUAGACUCUGCAAAUAAAAUUGCACGGAACGUCCACGAAGUCAUCAGCAUCUUUACUGAUGCAGUGGUCAAAUUAUCGGAGGAUCAGAUGGUCAUCUGUGACGGGCGAAAAAUCGCGUCAAAUACAAAGCCGCCCGAGCCUCGAAACACUGAACAAGUGCCCAAGCAGAACGGGCAAAAUACGGUCCUUUACUCGGACGUCGCUCGCCAGACUCCCGGCCCGACGGUCGUUCAGGGCCCUAUUCGAGCCGCACAUAUGGUAGGAACUAGACAAACUCCAGCUGUCACAUACCGAGCACCAAAUACACUUGGCCUUACAGCGACCAUCCCCUCUCAAAUCAACCCGGUGGUUCCAGUUGGUCACCCACCAGUCCGAGAAUCCAGUGAAGAAAAGGGGGCAAUUUUGACAUUAAGUGGCGCCUUUGGGCCCCAUUCGCUGAAUUUCUUGACUUCAAAGAUCCGCGACGGCCCGCUUUAUAGCAUAGAGAUCAAUUAUGUGCAGGGUUUUGCUGAAAUCACUUUCCAGAAGGCAGCACAUGCCCUGGCAUUUUUGGAGCAGGAGCGCAUAAAACGCGCAAGAACUGGCUCCGGGAUGUUUGGUGCCGGGUUUAAGAUCAUCUGCGCUUCAGAAGUGGCUUGGGACGAUGCCUUUCGCAAGAUGGAAGACAAGCCGCGGGAACGACGCAGAUUAACGCUUGCUCGAGCUGGCCUCCUUGGAGGUAAUCUCUCAGUGAAGAAAAUUCUAAAUGAUAUGGGCCAAAUUGUUGGUGCUGACGCUGUUGAGUUCAUCUGGGCAUUCAAUGCCGGCAACGUGACUGCCGUUUUCAAAAGUGUUGCUACAGCACGGGCGGUUCGCGAUCAUAUUAUGGUCAUGGCCUCCCACGAAGACAAUGCAUACUUCGAGGUGCAAGUCACAUUCUCAACCGAUCCAUGCGAGAGACAGCUGAACUUAGAGUCUCAGUUCGGCAUCCCACAGCAUCGCCGCAACCUAAUGCGCAGAAAUGUGAAAAAAUAA